UGUAUAGAGGAAAGUGAUGAAAUCCAUGCCAUGUUAGACUAUUAUCAUGAUCUUGGUGUCAUCACCAAACAUGGUGAUACAGUGGUUCUCCAUUCUCAGUGGCUUAUUGAUCUGUUUAGAAAGUUGAUCACUGUCAGACCUUAUGAUGAUCAGAAUCCCAUGUAUGAGGAAUACUGGAAUGACCUUGAAGAAAGUGGAAUUCUGCGCAUGGAGCUUGUUGAGCAUGUUUUUAGUGAACUUUUAGAUAGCGGSCAAAGUAGAGACGAUCUUCUUGGAAUGAUGGAACAUUAUGGACUUAUUGCUGGGUUCAAGAAAGAUGCUGACACUCGGUACUUUGUACCUGCUCAGCUACGAUCAUCUCCAAAUGAAUUGUUAGAUAUUCAGCCAUCACCCAUCGGACCAUGCGCACUGUAUGUGCAUUUUAUUGAUGGUUUUGUCCCACAUGGUUUAUAUUCUUUGUUUGUGUCUAAAUUCAUUGCCUGGUGUUCCACAUCUCAGGAUGGUAGUCAACACGAGCCAAAUCUGUACCGAAAUGUCUCGCGUUUCAUUCUCGGGAAAUCUUCGGAUUACGAACUGAUAAUCAUCUGUAGGAAGCGAUUCAUCAAGGUCGUUCUAUGCAACCUUCAAGAGAACAAGUCAUGUCUGUACCAACCRGCAGUGUCUGUUCGAAGGUUCAUUGAAUCUACCUUGAAAARAAUCACUGUAGAGUGUACUUGGUAUCGUUCWAUGAGAUGUCAACUWUCUGUAUUGUGUCCGUCAUGUAGUGAAUCUCGAAAACCAUGCACGAAACAUCRUGAAGUUUCUUGUAGUAACGAUGACUGUAUCCAUCUUCUGGAAGUCAAUGACCAACAAGUUCUAGUGUGCACUAAAAGCUUUGGUAAAAAGUCACGUCCUGAAGUACAAAAUCUUGAAUUUUGGUAUGCCACUCCCAAGCAAGAUGCUGUUUCCAUACCAACAGACAAACUUAUGUGUUUAGCAUAUGACAUUGGUGAAAAGUGGAAGAUUGUGGGAAGAGCUUUGGGGCUGAAUGAAGCAGACUUAGACGAAAUAGAAAUAGAUGAAGACCAAUUGUAUGAACGCUGCUAUGCAGUCUUGAGACGGUGGACGGAGAGUCAUGGCUYGUCUGCAAAUUACGAAGCUCUAAGUUCUGCGUUAACACAUCCUGCGGUCGAGAUGUCGGAUCUUGCGUGGAAAUAUUGUGGUUCUGUUGAGAUAGAUGCACCAGGAAUCUCAUCAGAUGACACUCCACCUGAGGUUUUCAUAUCUUAUCAAUGGGAUAUACAAAGUACUGUAAUUGAACUUGCAUCUCUACUGAAAGAAAAUGGAUUCAAUUGCUGGAUUGAUAUCGGUCAAAUGGGAGGUGGAGAUUCACUGUAUGCAGAGUUAGAUAAGGGAAUCAGAUCUGCAAAGGUCGUUCUUUCAUGUGUGACUGACAGAUAUUGUAAGUCAGAAAACUGUCAACGCGAAGCAACGUUAGCAGAUUCCAUCAAGAAACCCAUAAUUCCCUUGUUACUAGAGCCCAUUCCCUGGCCACCUGCAGGACAGCUUGGUCUUAUUUUUGCCAAACUCCUGUACAUUGACAUGACACAGGGAUACCAAGCAAAAAUGGAUGAAUUAGUUCGAAAGAUUAAAGUACACACCUCGAAAUAGUGAUAAAGUUUUUUUUUAGGGUAAUUUGUAAUCCACCUACGUGAACCUUCCUUUGAAAAGUUUAGUAUAUUAGUAAAAUU
Messenger RNA from Exaiptasia diaphana, 1730 nucleotides. RefSeq lists its product as uncharacterized. Gene Ontology annotation, biological process: signal transduction. Gene Ontology annotation, molecular function: protein binding. NCBI's taxonomy places the organism in Eukaryota, Metazoa, Cnidaria, Anthozoa, Actiniaria, Aiptasiidae. The record is from RefSeq and is a predicted model, not a curated record. The transcript has 5 exons. The coding region runs from base 31 to 1650 and encodes 539 amino acids.